GUGCUUUGCAGGAUGUCAUUCCCAAGCAUCUUUAUUUAUGCUGCUGGUUUCAGGCUCGGUCAAACACCAAGAACUCCAACACGAAACACCAGCUGUCCUAUUAAUGUAAUUUAUCAUCUACUCAUCAACGAUCAACAACUACCUACUCCCUAGGUGAACAUCAACUCACAUUCAAUACACUGCGAUAUUGAUUUCAUUUAAUAAAGAGAUCUUGACAACUCUACUUCUUCUACAGUCCUUGUCGCAAAACUAUACCAUUGUUCGCUCUAUUCGACAUUCAGCACCCUGUACAAAACCCUAGAAUAAUUAAAUUAAGUUGCGCCUCGAGGUCUACACAGCAAUCCGAGCAACAGCAUCAACCAAAGAUACCCAUAUUCUCAACAACGUCGAAACCCACGAAACGAUCAGAGGAUAAUCCGCGCUUAACCCACCAAUAUAUCUGUACAACUUUAUAAACUACUGCGAAAUAUCAUAGACAUAUAUCCAUACAAACCGCCGCAAUGGCCGUCGCAUCGAUACAGGACCGAACAAACGAGUUCCGAUCCGUCCUAACACAAGUACAAAAGAGACAAGCAUCAUCAAAAGUGGGAGCUCAGAGACAAUCACUUCUUUCCGACUCCCAAAAGGCCGCAGCAAAUGGAGAUGCGAAUCCACAUGGGAAGCCCAGGAGAUCCGAGUUUGCGAGGAAGGCGGCUGAGAUUGGGAGGGGGAUAACGGGGACGAUGGAGAAGUUACAAAAGUUGGCGGAAUGUAAGAUGAGAUACCAGCUCCUGGAGCAUGAUAGAUUUAUGAUAAAAAUACAAUACUGAUUUUAUAAAUAGUGGCCAAACGAAAAACCCUUUUCGAUGACAGACCUGUGGAAAUCAACGAACUCACAUUCAUAAUAAAACAAGAUCUCUCCUCCCUAAAUCAACAAAUCUCUGGUCUCCAGAGCCUCACCCGUGCCCAACAUCCCAAAGCCGAUCAAGAAGGCGAACAUAACAAAAAUGUCGUCUUUAUGCUCCAAGGAAAUCUCACAGUCGUAUCCGCCAAUUUCAAAGAUGUCCUCGAAGUCCGCACCAAAAAUAUUCAAGCUUCGCGAUCUCGAACUGAGAAUUUCGUUUCUUCAGUAUCUUCCCACGUUCAACCUAAUAUUUCACAGUCCGCGAGUCCGCUAUAUAGUACACCCACGAGAGGAAGUCCAGGGCCUGGUCAGGAUUUGUUAAGUUUGAAUCCGGUGGGAGAUCAACAAUUAUUGAUGAUGGAAGAGGCGCAACCGCAAAAUGAAUAUAUUCAUCAGAGAGGAGAAGCUAUAGAAGCAAUCGAGAGGACGAUUAGUGAAUUAGGAGGGAUUUUCGGACAAUUGGCUACUAUGGUUUCAGAACAGAGUGAAAUGAUUCAAAGAAUUGAUGCGAAUACGGAAGAUGUAGUAGAUAACGUUCAAGGGGCUCAAAGAGAGUUAUUGAAAUACUGGUCGAGGGUCUCUGGUAAUCGCUGGUUGGUUGCUAAGAUGUUUGGUGUUCUUAUGAUUUUCUUUUUGUAAGUUUUCCUCCCCUUUUCCAGUACCUUGAGAUAUAUAAGAAACAGGCUAACAUAUGAAAUACAGACUUUGGGUUCUAAUAGCGGCUUAGAACUGAUAUUGUUAUACAUAUAUGACCUCAGGCGAUGCUACUUCCAUGGAGAUGGAAAUGGAGCACUUGUAUUUUUAUUUUUGUAGAUGAGAUAUCCCUUUUAAUGAAAACGUCAUAAAAUGGCGUAAAUAUUCCGAGUAGACUGGACUAAGUUAAGUUAUA
Sclerotinia trifoliorum is the source of this 1772-nucleotide messenger RNA. The record is from the annotation of a GenBank genome assembly. Lineage: Eukaryota; Fungi; Ascomycota; Leotiomycetes; Helotiales; Sclerotiniaceae.